Messenger RNA from Musa acuminata AAA Group (dessert banana), 2324 nucleotides. RefSeq names its product putative glycerol-3-phosphate transporter 1. Gene Ontology annotation, cellular component: membrane. Gene Ontology annotation, molecular function: transmembrane transporter activity. NCBI's taxonomy places the organism in Eukaryota, Viridiplantae, Streptophyta, Magnoliopsida, Zingiberales, Musaceae. The transcript has 3 exons. Gene Ontology annotation, biological process: transmembrane transport; phosphate ion homeostasis. The coding region runs from base 261 to 1826 and encodes 521 amino acids. The record is from RefSeq and is a predicted model, not a curated record.
ACCGACAGCACCGCUGGCUGCCGCAGCCUCGCGUGCCUACAAAUCCCCGCAUCAACCCCUGCCAUCUUCUUCCUCGGAGCGAGCUAGCGGCUGAGCUGCAUCCACCGUCAGCAAACGAGAGGGAGAGACUAGUGGAGUUUGAUAAGAUCAUCUCAUCCAGAUGGCGAUAUCCUUAUAGCAGAGGAAGAAGACAGCUCUCUUGGAAGACCUUCACAUCUGCUUCACUGCUUUUGGAAGAUAAAGACGUGCGUCAAUCAUUCAUGGGUUCAGCAGGUGAACAGAGAAAUGAAACCCAACACCACAGGCCCGUCGGCGUUCGAUUCUUGGAGUACAUUAGAGGCACUCCAUUCACCUUCAGAACAUACCAAGCGAUCGUUCUGGUGUUAACGUUCUUCGCGUACGCCAGUUUCCAUGCGACUCGGAAGACCACGAGCAUCGUCAAAAGCGUCCUCGAUCCGCAGACAACUGAGCUGGGAUUUACCCACUGGCCAAGGUUCUACUUCCUCGGAACAGUCGAGGGGGCUCAACGGAAUCCGGGACUCAACGCUGGCUGGGCUCCGUUCGACACUUCAGAUGGCACGGCCAUGCUCGGACAGAUCGAUGUUGCCUUCCUUUCCAUCUACUCUCUCGGGAUGUACUUCGCAGGGCAUUUAGGCGAUCGGUUCGAUCUGAGAGUCCUUCUGGCCCUUGGAAUGGCAGGGACUGGAAUAUUCACUUCCCUCUUCGGUGCUGGCUACUGGAUGAACAUACAUAGUUUCUACUACUUCCUGGUGGUUCAGAUGUUGGCCGGACUGUUUCAGUCCACAGGAUGGCCGUCGGUGGUGGCUGUCGUCGGGAAUUGGUUUGGAAAGAAGAAGAGGGGACUGAUCAUGGGGAUAUGGAACGCGCACACCUCAAUAGGAAACAUAUCUGGAUCAUUGAUCGCUUCUGCGCUACUGAAGUAUGGUUGGGGCUACUCCUUUGCUGUUCCCGGCCUUAUCAUCGCACUUUUCGGGUUGACGGUGUUCUUGUUCUUGCCCGUUAGUCCUGAGAAAAUGGGGAUCGAAAACGAGGAAGAAAGCCAGUUGAAAUCCCCCGAGAAAGAUGGGAUCACUCAGCCUCUGUUGGAAGGAAGACCCAACGAAAAGGGAAGAGCGGUGGGCUUCGUGGAGGCAUGGGGGAUUCCUGGCGUUGCACCGUUUGCUCUCUGUCUCUUCUUCUCCAAGCUUGUGGCUUACACCUUCCUUUACUGGCUCCCUUUCUACAUCAGCCAUACAGCUAUCGAUGGAAAGUACUUAUCUGAUUCAACAGCCGGAACGCUGUCAUCAUUGUUCGAUGUUGGAGGUGUCGUCGGGGGAAUCCUCGCAGGUCACAUCUCCGACCGACUCGAUGCCCGCGCGCUGACAGCGGCAAGCUUCAUGUACUGCGCCAUCCCAGCCCUCUUCUUCUACCGCAUUUACGGGAGCAUCUCCCUGUACUGGAAUGUAGCGCUCAUGUUCGUCGCCGGCAUGUUUGUCAAUGGCCCCUAUGCAUUGAUAACAACGGCAGUAUCGGCGGACCUGGGAACGCACAGCUCCCUGAAGGGGAACUCCCGGGCCUUGGCCACCGUCACUGCGAUAAUAGACGGGACAGGGUCAGUGGGCGCUGCCAUUGGCCCCCUUGUCACGGGCUAUAUAUCAGCCAACAGCUGGAGUGCAGUGUUCACCAUGCUCAUGGCAGCGGCACUGGUGGCUGGGCUGCUCUUGACGAAGCUUGUGGUGGCCGAGGUGACGGCAAAAAUGGAGUCUGGUGGAUCGCGAACUGGUGGUUUGCCACAGAGGUCCUCUGUACCUGAGACCCUUGUAUAGCGUAAGGAUGGAUAUGCUGUUCAUAAUUUAGGAUGUGGAAAUAUUAGAGCAGGUCCUCUAAUUUUUUGCAAGAGGAGCAGCUCCUUGUUGCUCGACGUGAAUAAGGGCAAUGGUUGGCUCAGGUGUUAUGGUCCUUCAACAACAACAUGCCCCUCCCUCUUUGCAACACAAGGGGGAGCUAUGGUGGUGGUAGAGAUGGGAGUGCACUCACCAGGUUCCAUGUCUAGGGACAUGGCUUUUGAGCUAUUUGAGAGUGCACUUCAUUGAAAUAUGAUCGAGUUUGUAAUUUGUACUGCAUUGUUUGGAAAGUGUAGCAGAUAUAUUAUUUUGUGGUGUUAAGAAGUUAGCUUUGGAGACAGCAAAGGGUGGCUGGUAAUCCUCUGUUAUAUUUGUAGUCUGAAUCCAGGAGUUGGAACAUCGGAUGAUUGAUUUAUCAUAUGAAUUUUCAUUGACAUUAUUACAUUAAAAUUUUAUGUGAUGAAUCAUACUAUUAGUAUA